AUAUAUAUUAUUACUCCAUUUCUUCGGUCAAAGGCCUAAAUUAAAGCUGUUAUUAUCAUAAUCAUCAAAAGGGUACCUACUUCGAUAUGGAAAAUCUUCACUUCGUCUUGAUACCCCUAAUGUCCCAAAGCCAUAUUAUCCCCUUGACAGGCUUUGCAAAGCUACUUGCCAAACGCGGCGUUACCGUCUCCAUCAUCACCACCCCUUCCAACGCCAAAAACUACAACUCCUCCGUCAUCGCCGCCACGCCGGACCUCAGAAUCCAGCUCAUCACCGUCCGUUUCCCGGGCCAAGAGGUCGGCCUCCCCCAAGGCUGCGAGAAUAUGGACGCCCUCCCUUCCCUUGACCUCUUCUACGAGUUCUUCCGAGCCUCCGACUUGCUCCGGCGGCCCCUCGAGGCGAUCGUCUCCGAGCUCCGGCCUAAACCGAGCUGCAUCGUCAGCACCAACGCUCUCCCUUGGACUCAAGAUGUCGCCGACAAGUUCGACAUCCCUCGGUACAUCUUCUCGACCGUCUCUUGCUUCAGCUGCGUCUGCUCGCAUAUCAUGGACGACGUAAGAGCCGUCCGUGAUGAUGCCGAACAAAUGGACGCCAACUCAGCAAUACCAAAAGAGCUCUCAAAAGAUGAAACGAGGAUGACGACCACCUUCGUCGUCCCUCGUGUCCCGGACCACAUAGAGUUUGGGAAGGAUCAGCUCGUGGGGACCACGAUGAAACGCUCAUCCGACAAGCUUUCUAUCAUUUUAAGAAAGAUCAAAGAGUCCCAAGAUUUGGCUCGUGGGAGUUUGAUCAAUACGUUUGAGGAGUUGGAGCCGUGGUACGUGAGCGAGUACAAGAAACUCAUCAAGACGAAUGCUUGGUGCGUCGGUCCGGUCUCUCUGCGCAACAAAGAUGAAGGCAGAAAUGGCCAAGACCGGUCCGAGUGUUUGGAUUGGCUUGAUUCCAUGAAGCAAGGGUCAAUCGUAUACGCUUGCUUCGGUAGUCUCUGCCAACUCUCCUUAUCCCAGUUGAUGGAAAUAGGUUUGGGAUUAGAGGCGUCGGGAUCGCACUUCGUUUGGGUGAUCCGGGGCCUCAACCUGUCAUCAGAAGUCGAGAAAUGGCUCGAAGACGAAGGGUUUGAGGAGAGGGUGAGGGGAAAGGGGUUGGUUGUUCGGGGUUGGGCCCCGCAAGUUGAAAUACUAUCGCAUCCGUCCAUCGGGGGGUUCUUGACACACUGCGGGUGGAACUCGACGCUCGAAGGGGUGUGCGCUGGGGUGCCAAUGGUGACAUUCCCGAUGUUCGCGGAGCAAUUCUCCAACGAGAAACUCAUCACGGACGUCUUGAAGAUCGGUGAGAAGAUCGGGGUCGAAGAGAGCAUGAGCUCAUGGGAUGAAGAGAAGAAUGGGGUGUUGGUGAGGAGGGAACAAGUGAAGAACGCCAUUGAUCGUUUAAUGGGCGGAGACAGAGGAGGGGAUGAGAAGAGGAAAAGAGCACAAGAAUUCGCAAAGAUGGCUAAGGAUGCAGGGGAAGAAGGAGGGUCUUCUUUCUUGAAUGUGUCUUUAUUCAUCCAAGACGUAAUGUUAAUGCAGCAGGGUCAAGAGAUAUAAGAAACAUGUUUACUUGUACAAGUUCAUGAUAUAAUAAGUGAAUUUCACCAAAAUUAGCAUUAGUAAAAAUGAUAAAAAGUGCUUCCUUUGUUUCAUUAUUUGAACAGUUUGACUUUUCGAUUAAAUUGGACCAACUUUG
Molecule: messenger RNA, 1725 nt
Organism: Cuscuta campestris
Lineage: Eukaryota; Viridiplantae; Streptophyta; Magnoliopsida; Solanales; Convolvulaceae
Source: the annotation of a GenBank genome assembly